Dreissena polymorpha is the source of this 7812-nucleotide messenger RNA. RefSeq lists its product as uncharacterized. Gene Ontology annotation, cellular component: mitochondrial inner membrane. Gene Ontology annotation, biological process: mitochondrial ATP transmembrane transport; mitochondrial ADP transmembrane transport. Gene Ontology annotation, molecular function: ATP:ADP antiporter activity. NCBI's taxonomy places the organism in Eukaryota, Metazoa, Mollusca, Bivalvia, Myida, Dreissenidae. The record is from RefSeq and is a predicted model, not a curated record. The transcript has 4 exons. Bases 146 to 1255 code for a protein of 369 amino acids.
CGACCUUAAUUGCGAACUCUUCUGUUAUGGAGUCUUAUAUGGUAUAAAUGAAUGAUCUCCCUUGACUUGAGCGGCGUCAUUGGCAACGAAGUAUACCCGUAGCGCGUAAAUUUGAAACAAACGGGAACAACUUAAAGUUGCAAAGAUGUCUCAGAAACCCCAAAUCAAUUUCUAUGAGAAUUUCCUGCUAAGCGGGAUUGCUGCCGGCAUUUCCAAAACUGCAGCAGCCCCAAUAGAACGAGUAAAGCUGCUAGUUCAGAACCAGGGCGAAAUGUUAAAAAGUGGCCGCCUUGACAAACCCUAUGCGGGUGUGAUUGAUUGCACGAUGAGAACCUACAAGGAAGAAGGCAUUCGGCAUUUCUGGAGAGGAAACCUUGCAAAUGUGAUCAGGUACUUCCCUACUCAGGCUCUGAAUUUUGCCUUCAAAGACCAAGUGAAGGCUAUGUUUAAAAAAAACAAAGAUGAGUCCUAUGCUGUCAAAUUUGGAAAAAAUAUUGCUUCUGGGGGAGUUGCAGGCACCUUAUCCCUGUUUUUUGUGUACUCCCUGGACUAUGCUCGGACACGCCUUGCAAAUGACAACAAAUCUGCCAAGACUGGUGGAGAGCGUCAAUUCAAUGGCUUGAUUGAUGUUUACAAGAAGACCAUUGCCACUGAUGGUGUUCAGGGCCUGUACCGUGGCUUUGUCAGCAGUGCUGUCGGCAUCUUCCUGUACCGCGGUGCCUACUUUGGCCUGUUUGAUACGUUGAAGCCCAUCCUACUGGGCGAAAGUGCCAACUUCUUUGGAGCCUUUGCAUUGGGCUAUGGCGUAACUGUUGCCUCUGGAAUUCUGUCCUACCCUGUGGACACUGUCCGCCGCCGCAUGAUGAUGACCUCUGGUGAGGCUGUAAAGUACAAGGGAUCCAUUGACUGUGCCAUUCAGGUGAUCAAGCAUGAAGGUGUUGCUGCUCUCUUCAAAGGUGCUGGUGCUAACAUCUUGAGAGGCGUGGCUGGGGCUGGUGUUUUGUCCGGCGCCGACAAACUCAAGGAGUUAUAUGUGCGAGCUCGACUUGGAACCAAAGAGGUACUAACAAUAAUAACAUACUUAUUUAGAGGAGUUUUAAAAAGACAAGUUACUAGUCAGUUUAAGGAGAUCACAGUAAAAAAAGAAUCAUUUGACACGAGUGGCAAAAUCAUUUGUCAGAGAUUUUUUAAUUACUUAUUGAUUUCAUUGUAUAGCUAUUCAUACAACAGGCAACAUAAUGAUAUUAAGGAAUAAAGUAACUCAAAGUAGCCUACUCUACUGCUAAUAUGAUGCUCAGUUCCUAUUUCAACUGUCCUUGCAAUCAGUUCCAUCCCUUACUAAAGCUGUUCCAAUGACGUUAUGAAUGUGUACUAAGGAUUUGCUAUUUUAAAGGCAUGUGAUAACAAAUAUGACGUUGUUUUUUUUAAUUUUACAAUAUAGAAACAAUGAAAAUGACUGUGCUAGUUCUGUCUAAAAAGCAAUUCAUGUCUUUGAUUGGCGGUACUUAAGACUCUGUCACCGCAGUCUGAAAAGGGAAAAAUAUGAAUAAUGAGACUUUGUCAUCCAUUGGUUACAAAAUAAACCUGGCUGUUUUUAUUGCUGUUGUUUUAACUAUCAAAAUACAGGUUAACAGAAGCAAUGUUUUAUACUUGUUACCAGUAGUGAUUAGUUUUGGACAUUGACAAGGCAAAAGGCAGUUUUGAUUUUAAUAAUUAUGUGUUUCAACAGGGGUAAAACUUGAUUUUUAUGUUACUAAGAUUUUAUGAUUUGCUUUUUAUUUACACGGUUGUACAUUUAUUCAUUUAUUGUACAUAUGUGGCCACCAGCCCAAAUACAAUAUGCAAUCUAAAUACAUAGCAGCAUUUAUGUGCACCUGACAAGAGUCACAAUACAAUCAUAUUUCUUAACAAUUAGGCCUUAAUUUAUAUAACAUAUUCUUGUACUGACAUUUACGUUUUCAUACACAAAAUACAAUUUGCACUGUUCCAAUGACGUUAUGAAUGUGUACUUAGUAUUUGCUAUUUUAAAGGCAUGUGAUAACAAAUAUGACGUUUUUUUUUUUAAUUAUCAUUGCUGUCAUAGUUAAUCAGACUCAUCCAUAAGAUUCGCUUAUAAACUUAACAAAAGUCACCUACCCGCAAAAAUUUCUGAACUGUGACAGACCAUAUGUCAAAUUAAUUGAAGUUUAAACAAAAAGAAAUGCUCGUCAUUUUGCCUUAAUCUAGACUACCUAUUCGAAACGAAAUAGUAGGCAGUCUCAAGGCACAAGCAAUAAUGUAACUAUCAAAAGGAACAUUACAAACAUCAUGUUUGAUUUAUAUACCUUAUGCUAUCGAAAAAAGGUCAACAAAUGUAAACAAUCCGCUAUUGUACUAGUCAUAUACAAUGAAAAUAUAGACAUAAACUUUACAGAAAAUAUUAAUCGUCAUAUAUAGGCAUAAACUGACGCCUCUCUUCUAAUGCAUAAUAUAUAAACAUAGCAAAAUUUUGAAUGGUUGUUACAUUCCUUGUUGACAUAAGUCUAUUAAAUACCUCUUGACUAACAUCAUUUAAGUAAUGGAACGGAAAAUACUUUCUUCUUAAUUCUGCAUAUAAUGGACACACCAUAACAACAUGACACUCAUCCUCAACAAGUUCUAUGUUAACGUUCCAAGUUAAAAUAUCUACCUUUCUCAACCAUAAGGUUAUGUGAGCAUUGCCUAAAGUUUGCGAGGCAUUUCCUGAAUUUAUGUAUAUCAAUAGCAUGUUCAGUACCAAAUUCACCUUUGUAAUUGAUGCAAUGAUACAAUUUACUAUUUUCAACACACUGUGCUCUCCAAUUUACAAUUCUUUGAUUUUUCAGCUCUCUAACAGAACAAUCUAAAAACAGCUUCUCAUUUACAACUCAUUUACAACUGCCUGUGCUUCCCAUACAUAACUAAAGCCAUUGGAAUACAAUGAGUUUCUAACAUCAGUUACCCAGUUACAAUAACCUAAACUAGCAUAAUACUCAAUUGGUAAAUUUGCAUAAGACCAUCACUCAUUUCUAGAAGGACGUCCACCUCUCUUAAAACACAAUAUCUUUGAUUUCUCAAUAUUAACACUCAACUUAUUGUUACAAAAAAACGUUUGCAGGACAUCCAGUUGUAGACCAAUGAUUGUAUCAUUGAAAACUUGAUUAAAAUGUUUUUCCGAUUAUGUUUCAGACUUGUGAUUACUUUUAAUGAUAUACUGUGACAUGUUUAUUGUAACUUAUUAUAUGACAUUGAAAUAUGUAUUUGGGGCAUAUUGCCCAUGUUAUGGUGAAAUGCCUUUGGUGCUAUUUUGUAGAAGGUUGGUAAGCUUGGUAAGUCACAUUCAAUUUUAAAUUAUCAAAUUAGUUAAGUAUUUAGUUUUAACAUACUUUGUUUAGCUCUACUGCAUUACAAAUCUAUUGAGAUACUCUACUGGGUAUUUUUCUUGGGCAGAACCAAUACUUAGUUUUCUUUGAGAUGUUUGUGAGAGUGCUCUCGAGUGAGGAUAAAAACCAGUACAUUCUUAUCGCUAAACGGAUACCACAUCCCUUUCACAACAAAAGUUUCAUAUUUUGUGCACUGUUGUUAUAUUAAAGUAGAGAAAUGAAUGUAAUUUAGUAUGAAAUUAUUACUGAUAUGUGUGUUGAUGAACUGAGAGCUUGGUAGUUACUGGGGUAUUAAUAAUUGUUAUGCUUACUUCUAAUGACAAUCAUCUUAUUUACUUCAAAGGGGGCAUAGUAACUUUUUUUGUUAAAGUUCAUGUAUUGAUGCACAUAUUAAACAUUAUUCAUUUCCCAUGUUAUAUCAUUAUAUAUAUGUAUAUAGCAACAAUAAUAGAUUUUGUUGUUGAUAUUAAAUAUGGAACAAUACUUUUCAUUUAUGAUUAGAAUUGAAUUCAAUCUAGUGCAUACAAAAGUUUUUCACUACAGAAAUAAUUUACAACACUAUUGUAACUAUACAUACUGAGAAUAGCAGUGCUUCCUUAUAAUUUCAGGUACUUGUAAAAUGAUUAUAUUUCUACAACUGAUUUUCUUGAUAAUUUUUACCGGAAUUAUAACAAAAUAAUCAUUCAGCCAAGCAUUUAUCAAAAUGAAUCCAUCACUAUGCUCCUUUAAGUGAAUGUCUGAAUGUCAACAAGCCCAAAUGACAUUUUAGUACACUUACGGUAAAUAGUUUAUUAGAUUGGUGUAUGUUGUUGGGCCUAGCAUCCCUUUAAAAGAUGAAACUUUGUGGGAUCAUUUUGAGUAUGAACAUAGCUCUAAUGAAAAUAAAAAUAAGUAUCAAACCUUGCAUUUUGAUGUCACAAAAGGCUAUUAGUAAUAUGUCUGAAGAAACUGCUGUUUCUACUCAAUACUUAGUUUUAGAUAAAUGAGUUUCUGGUUGUGCAAUGCUAAGUUUCUUGUCUAACCUGUGUUAAAAUGUGCUUUUGAUUCACCUGCAAUUUAAUACACAUUAACCGUCAGGAAAUGUGCUUUUAUAUAAUUAUAUGUAAUUUUGUUUAAUGAUUUUUUUCAGGUGACAUCCUCGUCGGAUUCAUCAAUGUAAAACUGUUUGGCUUUGUUCAUUUUUUUUUAAUUCUUUGAAUUUCCCAGAAAUUUUGCUUGUAUCUUAUCUUAAUUUCAUGGCUUUUUUUAAGUUUAACAAAAAUUUGAUAUGAAUUUGGAAUUUAUUAAAAAACAUUAAAUGUAAACUAAAAAUAUAUAUUGCACAAAUUGGAAAAAAAAUCACGCAAAUAUCAAAACCCAAAAAUGUUUUAUCAUCUUCAUCUAUGUUUGUUAAUGUUCAUCUUUGUUGCAUGUUUUCUUAUCAUCCUCAUUUGUUUCAUGUUUGUAAUUAUAUUGAAAUAUUUUGUUUGAUUAUCCUCAUCUUAGAUUCAUUAUUUUCAUCAUCCUCAUUUUUGUUUCAUGUUUGUAAUUUUUGUUUGAGUUACCUGCAUAUAAACCGAUAUAAACUGCAAAAAAAAUAACAAAAAAAAAUGCCAAAAAAAUUUAUAUAACGAAAUUAAAAAAAAAAAGUUUUUGCUUGUUAUCAUUUUUCAUAAUGUUUUUUAUUUCAUAUUUUGUUUCAUCAUCCACAUCUUUAUAUCAUGUUUUUCAUCAUCCUCAUUUUUGUUUCAUGUUUGUAAUUUUUGUUUGAGUUACCUGCAUAUAAACUGCAAAAAAAUAUAAAAACAUAAAUGCAAAAAAAAUAUUUAUAACGAAAAAAAAAAGAAAAAGUUUUUGCUUGUUAUCACUUUUAUUAUGUUUUUAGUUCAUAUUUUGUAUCAUCAUCCACAUCUUUAUUUCAUGUUUUUCAUCAUCCUCAUUUUUUGUUUCAUGUUUGUAAUUUUUGUUUGAGUUACCUGCAUAUAGACUGUUAUAAACUGCAAAAAAAUAUAAAAACAUAAAUGCCAAAAAAAUAUAUAUAACGAAAUUUAAAAAAAGUUGUUGCUUGUUAUCAUUUUUAUUAUGUUUUUUAUUUCAUUGUUUGUUUCAUCAUCCUCAUCUUUAUUUCAUGUUUUUCAUCAUCCUCAUUUUUGUUUCAUGUUUGUAAUUUUUGUUUGAGUUAUCUACCUGCAUAUAAACCGAUAUAAACUGCAAAAAAAUAAAAUAAAUAAAUGCCAAAAAAAUAUAAAUAACGAAAUUAAAAAAAGAGUUUUUGCUUGUUAUCAUUUUUCAUAAUGUUUUUUUUUCAUUUUUUGUUUCAUCACCCACAUCUUUAUUUCAUGUUUUUCAUCAUCCUCAUUUUUGUUUCAUGUUUGUAAUUUUUGUUUGAGUUACCUGCAUAUAAACUGAUCUAAACUGCAAAAAAAAACAACAACAUAAAUGCCAAAAAAAAUAUAUAUAACGAAAUUAAAAAAAAGUGUUUGCUUGUUAUCAUUUUUUUUUAUGUUUCUUAUUUCAUAUUUUGUUUCAUCAUCCACAUCUUUAUUUCAUGUUUUACAUCAUCCUCAUUUUUGUUUCAUGUUUGUAAUUUUUGUUUGAGUUAUCUACCUGCAUAUAAACUGAUAUAAUCUGGAAAAAAAUAUUAAAAAAAUAAAUGCCAAAAAGUAUAUAUAACAAAAUAUAAAAAAAGUGUUUGCUUGUUAUCAUUUUAAUUAUGUUUUUAUUUCAUAUUUUGUUUCAUCAUCCACAUCUUUAUUUCAUGUUUUUCAUCAUCCUCAUUUUUGUUUCAUGUUUGUAAUUUUUAUUUGAUGCAUAUAAACUGAUAUAAACUGCAAAAAAAUAUAAAAACAUAAAUGCCAAAAAAAUAUAUAUAACAAAAUUAAAAAAAAUGUGUUGCUUGUUAUAAUUUUUAUUAUGUUUUUUAUUUCAUAUUUUGUUUCAUCACCCACAUCUUUAUUUCAUGUUUUUCAUCAUCCUCAUUUUUGUUUCAUGUUUGUAAUUUUUGUUUGAGUUAUCUACCUGCAUAUAAACUGCAAAAAAUACAAAAAAAUAAAUGCCAAAAAUAUAUAUAUAACGAAAUUAAAAAAAAAAGUUUUUGCUUGUUAUCAUUUUUAUUUUGUUUUAUUUCAUAUUUUGUUUCAUCAUCCACAUCUUUUUUCAUGUUUUUCAUCAUCCUCAUUUUUGUUUCAUGUUUGUAAUUUUUGUUUGAGUUAUCUACCUGCAUAUAAACUGCAAAAAAAUACAAAAAAAAAUAAAUGCCAAAAAAUAUAUAUAUAACGAAAUUAAAAAAAAAGUUUUUGCUUGUUAUCAUUUUUAUUAUGUUUUUAUUUCAUAUUUUGUUUCAUCAUCCACAUCUUUAUUUCAUGUUUUUCAUCAUCCUCAUUUUUGUUUCAUGUUUGUAAUUUUUGUUUGAGUUAUCUACCUGCAUAUAAACUGAUAUAAACUGCAAAAAAAUGCCAAAAAAAUAUAUACAACGAAAUAGAAAAAAAGUUUUUGCUUGUUAUCAUUUUUUAUUAUGUUUUUUAUUUCAUAUUUUGUUUCAUCAUCCACAUCUUUAUUUCAUGUUUUUAUCAUACUCAUUUUUGUAUCAUGAUUGUAAUUUUUGUGUGAGUUAUCUGCAUAUUAAGUGAUAUAAACUGCAAAAUAUCUAUAUAAAAAAAUACAAAAAAUAUAUAUAUAGAAAUUAAAAAGAAGUUUUUUGCUUGUUACCAUUUUUUAUUAUUUAUUUUUCUUUUUGAUUUUUUUUUCAUCAUCCUCAUGUUUGUUUCAUGUUUUUUAUCAUCCUCAUUUUUGUAUCAUGUUUGUAAUUUUAUGUUUGUAUAUAAACUUCAAAAAUCCACAUAAAAGAAAACAAAUAAAUAAUAAACAUAAUAUCAAAUGCCAAAAAAAAUGAUAAAAUAAAACUCGGUAAAAAAUCGUUAAAAUAUGAAUGCCAAAAAUAUUUGUGUUUUGCUUGCUUUUAUAUUUUGUUUUUGUUUUUUUAAAUUGUUUCGUUUGUUCAUGUUUUUAAGUUCUUUAUCCGUCGUGUUUAUAAUUUGUUUAUUAAUUAUUAGAUUUGCUUUAUGUUUUUUUUUAAACAAACAUCUUUGUUUUAUGUUCGUUUUUAUCAUUCUCAUCUUUUCUUUGUGUAUCAUCUUCAUCUUUGCUUCAUGUUUGUUUCAUCAUCCUCAUCUAUGCUUCUUUUUGUUUCAUCAUUCCCAUCUUUGCUUCAUGUUUGCUUCGUCAUCAUCAUUUUUCGUUUCAUUAUCUUGAUCUCUGUAUCAUGUUUUGUUUAAUCAUCUUCAUUUUUGGGUUUAAAUAUUGCUAGUUGUGAAUAAUGUUUUCUAUCAUUUUAUUUUAAAUAAAUGUAUUUAUUUCAAGACCAAUUACUAUAUACAGGGGUAUCUGGGAAAUAUCAAAGCCUAUUAUUAGAAUUUGCAUGAAUUUUGUGACGCAAUAAACAAUGAAAAUGACA